AUGGCGGCCUUCUCCACGCCUGCAUACAGGACUCCGAGCGACAGACAAGGAUUCCUCCCAGGGAAGGUAGAUCUUUUCGAGUUUGUGCUGCCUUCCAAGCAGAUGCCUUUCGACGUCCUCCUCCUUCUUGCACUGCUGCCACUCAAGCUUCACGUUGUUGGCAUCGACCUCAGUUUCUUAAGUCGCAGCUUUUACCUCUGGGAAAUCCACCAGGACCCUGUUCAACAACAACGAACGAGUCAUGGAGCUUUCAAAUCUACAAGAGGUCAAGUCCUCCAUCGUGGAUACUUCGGGUUCUCUUGCUGGAGCCUCAGUGUCUGCUGGCGGCUUAGGAUACAAUCGCAGGUAUCUCAGCUUUGUCAGGCCCUCGGCAAGGAUGAGGACAGGGGCCUGCUAGCUGUGCAAUGGUUCUCGAAUCCACAUCUACCAAUUUCUCCCCCGCUUCGGGUGCACACUAAGCAAACCACCCAUCCGCCCCCUCCUGUGGCACUCUCAGAAGCCAGUGACUUCCACCGUCAAGAUCGGUCAGAAAACAUUGAUGCAAAACUUGGGGACGGCCAGGAAUCAGCACAGCUGGACCACAUCCCGAAUGCAGAAGGCAAGCACCAGAACAAUGAUUCUGAUCGACACGCUGAAACCUUUGUCGGCGCCAUACCUGGCCCCAAAACAUACCCCUCUCGGCCGCUUGCUUUUCGUACUCGAGAACCGACCCCACUCAAGCCACCAGCGUCAGUGUUAACGCCGACGCAAAAUCGUGCCUUGGGAGCUGAAGCUCCGCAAGCGUCGACGCAACACGCCUUCCCUUUACCUUGUCAGAAGUCCAAAUCCAUAAGGGAGCGCGGUCAUCAAAUCAAGACUUCGUUCUCAAGUAGCAAGCGACAACAGGAAGCUGCUCCAGAGAACCUCACAAAUGCCCGUGCCACUGGAGAUGAGAGACGCGGGCAGCAUGUGCGUAUCCAACCUGACUACAAGGCUGUGGGCGCUCACACAGCCAGCGUAGCCUCGAAACAAUUCGAGCCUACGGAGUCAAAACCUUCUUUCAAUACCAAGCCGGCUGAAAACAGGCGCCCUACAGGUGAAGCUGCCAAGAGGAAGCGUGGCGAGGAACGCCCACCGUCAGGUUCCGUGGCAGCUGCGCCAAAGAGAAACACACACCAUGGUAAACGGGAGCGUGUGGAGCACUCGGGAGACGAGGGGGGUUCUGGCAGUGAGCAGCAACCUCCUAAUCGGAACUCGCAUAAUGGGUCAAAAUCAAACAAGUCAGCCACGGGACUGCCUUAUCGUUGUCCCAUGCUUGCUGCAAAUCACAAUGGGGAAGCCGGCAGGAAUUGUAAGGAGUGGCACAACGCCUCCAUCGCAGCUGUUACCAGGCAUGCACUGAAAGAUGCUGGAGCACAUUCCGCCAAAUGGGAACAAAUCAGAGACUUGUCUUCGACCAAACUCGCCCCCAAAGAACGCUGGAGACAAUACUUCCUCAUUUUCAACGAUGGCCAGGAGGAUGCCGAGAUGGAUCGGCCGUACUGGGGAGGCACGAACACCAACGACACGAUAGAUUUGCUCUUCAGGUGUGCCAAGGCCAGUCUUGAACCUGAUGGCGGCUCACCUACAGCACCAGUAAGACUACUACUCGAACAUCAAGCGCUGCUGAGGAGGAGAGAGCAGCGAGACAGCCACACUAGAGCUCGGGCUGACGCUAUGAGGGCACGCGCCACGCAAAUGGAGCAAGCUGAGCUGUUGCAGUCGCAGCGUCAAUUUGAUGAAGACCUUGCGAGGCUGCUUGCUCAAGUGGAUGACGUUUCUCUCGUUUCCGGCGCUGAUCAACCGGACAUUCCACCGACUGCUGCUCUUCCCACAGAUUCCCAAGACCUACAGGGUCUCGCAUGGCCCACGUCGCCAAUGCACCGAACAACAAGUGGGCAGAGCGCGAUGAACGCUACCUUUGGCACACCCUUCAAUGAACUAGCUACGAACCCCGGAGCAUUGACGCUCCCAGCCCAAUCACCCUUUCCAUCCAGUGGCCAGAACCCCGCCAUCGGCGGGCCGAAUACCCUUGCGACCGAAUCACAAUCGUUGACAGCUUUCAUAGAGAACGUGAGCAUGGUAGUGGAUCCCAACACCGACCCAACAACACGCCAACAGGUGCAGUCGUGGCAAAACAGUCAUUAUCGACAGUCGCAAACGCUGCGGCCUCCGCAGCUGGAUCGUCCCCGUCCUUCCUACUUGGCCCCCGGUCAUUCAAGACGGAAUGCGGUUGGGCUGCCCAGGUCCAGUAAUUCGACACAACGACUCACUCCUACGAACAGCAGCACCACGAACAGCCUCCAACCACCCAGAUAUGUGGCUCCAACAUUCGCAUCCGAUGAUAAUGCCGACAUUUACAUGGGAUACAGUGAGACCGACGCACCCGCAUAUGAUUACGGAGGCGAGGAUCCAUCGUACAGCCAUACGCCGCGGACAUAUUGA
This is a messenger RNA of Cladophialophora carrionii CBS 160.54, 2463 nucleotides long. RefSeq lists its product as uncharacterized. The transcript has a single exon. NCBI's taxonomy places the organism in Eukaryota, Fungi, Ascomycota, Eurotiomycetes, Chaetothyriales, Herpotrichiellaceae. The coding region runs from base 1 to 2463 and encodes 820 amino acids. The record is from RefSeq and is a predicted model, not a curated record.